Messenger RNA from Acanthopagrus latus (yellowfin seabream), 4974 nucleotides. RefSeq names its product double C2-like domains, delta (gene doc2g). The transcript has 12 exons. The record is from RefSeq and is a predicted model, not a curated record. Gene Ontology annotation, cellular component: membrane. The coding region runs from base 365 to 1717 and encodes 450 amino acids. NCBI's taxonomy places the organism in Eukaryota, Metazoa, Chordata, Actinopteri, Spariformes, Sparidae.
CUGUUCUUACCUGGUCAGAUAGGUUCAAGCCCAAACUGUACACAACAGUGGAGAACAGAUAACAACAGCAGAACUUAAAAAAGCCCCACCACAGCCUGUGUCAAAGAUAAGAAAUAAAAAGACUGACAAAGAAAAGCAGUGUAAAAAGAAAGAAUUGGACCGAGGCAAAGAGGAAACUGGGAUGGAUAUUGGAGUGUCAUUCCAGAGGUGGAGGGAGCUGUGGGAUUUGUAAGGACUCUGGAGCAACGCGGAGUUGGACGCUCUUUUGCUGGACAAAAAGGAUUAGACAGCAUGCCAUGCAGACUCUCAAUUCAUCCGUCACAACGAGCCCAUUAACAGUUAAUUUCAUUCUGUCUGGCUGCACAUGGCCCAUCGAGCAGCCUACCUAUCGCUCUGCAGGCAUGGACACACAUGUGAGUCCCGUUCGACAGUCCACAUGAGCGUCUCCAAGCCCCCGCCGCCACCCUCCACCUCCCACCUGACCAUCCCCCCUUCCUCCACCUCCACCCCUUCCUCGUCCGCCUCCUCCCCCUCGGCGGCACCCCACUCCAACGCUAUCCCUCCUCCCUCGCCGGUCAAGAUCUCUAUGCAGGAGCACUUUGCCAUCAACGUGUGCCCGGGCCCCAUCCUCCCCAUCCCACAGAUCUCUGACUUCUUCCCGCGUUUCCACGACUACCCCUGCACGCCCCCGCCUCCGAGGGAGAAGAAGAUCCUAAAAGAGGAGACUUUCAACGGGGAGACGGGUGGAGGAUACAAGGACGGGGAGAGGAGGGAGAGCAACGAGGGAGACAGGGAGGAGGCGCUCGACUCUGAUGAUGAUGACACCUACCUGGGAACGCUGGAGUUCACCCUGCUCUUUGAUCAGGAGAACAACUGUCUUCAUUGUACGAUUCACAAGGCAAAGGGACUGAAAGCCAUGGACUCCAAUGGGCUGGCUGAUCCAUACGUCAAGCUUCAUCUUCUCCCUGGGGCUAGCAAGGCAAACAAGCUACGCACAAAAACCUUGAAGAAUACGCUGAACCCAGUGUGGAACGAAACGCUGAUAUAUCAUGGCAUCACAGCGGCCGACAUGACCACCAAAACACUCAGGCUGUGCGUGUGUGACAUGGACAGACUCGGACGAAAUGAAUUCAUCGGUGAGGUGAGAGUGGCUCUGAAGAAACUGAGAGAGGGCGAGAACAAGCGCUACAAUAUGGGCCUGGAGAGAAUUGCACAGAAUAAAGAAACUAACAAUCAAACGGUGGAGCAAGGGGCGGUCGUGGCAGAGGAGGAGCGUGGCCGCAUCCUGGUGUCACUAUGCUAUAACACAGAGAAGAGCUGCCUGCUGGUUGGGAUCAUACGCUGCGCCCAUCUGGCUGCCAUGGACUCCAACGGCUACUCUGACCCUUUCGUCAAAAUCAUCUUGCAGCCAGAUAUGGGGAAAAAGUCCAAGUACAAGACUUCAGUGAAGAAAAAGACUCUCAACCCCGAAUUCAACGAGGAGUUUUCAUAUGAUGUACCCCUGGACCAGCUGGCGAAGAAAACCCUGGAGAUCUCUGUGUGGGACUAUGACUUGGGAAUGAGCAACGACUUCAUAGGUGGAGUGGAGCUGGGCAUCAAUGCAAGCGGACAGAGACUCAAACACUGGUUCGAGUGUCUCAAAAACAAAGGGAAGAAAGUGGAGUUCUGGCAUACGCUCACACAGCAAGGAGCCCCGAGCAGUGACAAACCGGACUAGAUUACACGAGACAUCCGUGCACACACACACACACACACACACACUAACACACACAGACAUACACACAUUUGUCUCACUGGAAGAUGGCUGAUAACGGAGACCAACUAAAGCAGGAGCAGAGGCAAAGGAUAAAACAUGCAAUAAUAAUAAUGUUGAAAAUGAAAUCCAUCAUAUAAUUACAGCACCAACUAUUAGUAUAUGAUAUUCAUACUAAUAUUAGUGAUGGUAAUGAUGUGUAUCUGAAUACAUUUUUGGAAAUGUAUUUUUUUUCUAAAGGUGAACCAAAUUGUGACGAUGUCCUCAUUAAAGUGUUGACGUAACGAAACAGUACUCACAAAAAUUGUGCUUUAGACCUUACUGUACCUGUGGAAGACGCUCGUAUUCUGUCAUUCAGAUUUACACCUAAUAUUGAAGAAAUUUUGAGAUUAAUGUACUCAAAGUUCAUUCAGUGAAAUGGGGCCAAAUGUAUGUGCACCCUAGUGACUCAUAAUGUGGUAUAUAGUUACAGGAGAGGGGAUGUUGUGGAAGGGGGAAGUCUCUAUUUUAGUGAUCUGAUGCAAAACAAACACACCGUAUUAUAAAGCACAAAAUGAUCCAUUUGGUGGAUUUGUACCUUUACCGUUUCAGUGUUCUUAUGUCUUUCAUUGUCUUUCAGUGAUGGUGGCUUUCUAUACACCUUCAUGUCAGGCAUUAACGUGUCACUGUAUGUGUGUGUGUGUGUGUGUGUGUGUGUGUGUGCGUGCAUGAGGGCUACGAGAAUAUGAGUGCCUACAUUUUCUGUCUGUGCAGUGUGUGUCUGUCUGUCUGCAUUCACGCCAUGCCGCCCCAUUCAAGAUGUCUCCACGUGACUCCCGAAGCACAGAGGUGUGAAGAAAUGAUAACAAAGGACAAGAGAGACACAUAAGAGAGCGAAAUCCUCCGCCGCCGCCGCCGCAGGUCUCAGUGGUGCGAGUGUUCCUGGCUGGAGGACACUGACAAGCUGUCAAUCACGAGUGCCAGACCUUCGCCAUCCCUUUCUCCCACCGCCAGACAGUCACAGAGCGACUGUAAGGAAUAUAUCCUGACACGUGACCUCUGACCACUCUUUUGGACUUUCUUGACGAAAGGCUAAAUUUGUAUCCGCAGAUAUUGCUUUUGGAAGGUUCUGCUUUCACUUGCAGCUGCACGGUAUGAACUAGCAGCUCCAAUUCUGCUCCAACAGUUAUGAUGCAACAUCGCUGCAUUGAUAUAUUAAUGUGACAAUUCUGAUUUUAUGAUGUGUGAGAAUAUGGCUGCCUAAAGCUGAAAAUCGGCCCUAAUCCACCAUUGUACACCCACACACACCGAGAGGAUCCCAAAAGAUAUAAAUGCAUGUUACAAAAUUGGGCUGAAGUCAACCAUCAGAAGGAGUCACUGCUGAGAUCAAUGUUGCAUUCAUCCCAUUAACUUGCGAGUAAUUAAAUAUCAGGCCUAUAGUGGCAUCAAGUUCAUCUGCUGGGCAGGCUACACAGUAUCACAGCGGUUUGUGAAGUAGUGAUUUGAUCUACAGGAUUCCUGUACUCUACAUAGGUCCCUUCAUGUGAAUAACUGACAUUAUAUUUUCCUAACCCCAAGCAAAGUGCUUUUGCUGCCUGCACCUCACUGCAGGCUGGAUGUGAACCCUGGAUUUCGGUGUGAUCAUCCUGGGCCCUCAUUUAUCAACAGUGUGUACACACAGAUGGGAGAUUUGUAAGACAGAAUUUAAAACCUCUUCUACACCCCGUUGAUAGAUGGGGGACCCUGGCCACCUCCCUGCGACUCCAGCGCUGUUCAUAAAUGUGGUUUUCCAUUCAGUCAAAGCAAUGGGGUGCAGGCAUGAAAGAUAGUUGUACUGAAAGUCAUAAACAGCUAAAAACUGUCCGUGUCCACGAAUCCUGUAGACUGUAUUUCAAUACUGCUGUGAUGCUUUGUUGGAACAGAGGACAAGAUCACUGGGACCACUGUGUCCGUGUCUGUGGAACAGGACUGCCUGCUGAGAUAAACUGUGUGCAGCCAAAGACAAUGGAUCCUACCUUACUACCACACACACAAAUACACAAAUAUGUACGUCCAUGCACACACAUAGUGAAACGUUGGGAGGGUAAAAUGGGGUAACACCGUCCAUGGAAACACAUUUGGCAGCAGGGAAAAAUUGACAUGCGUAAUGUGUCUCUGUCCACAUCUCUGCGCAUCGAUGGUGUAUAUGGGCUCGACUAUCACUGAAUUGUCUAAAAGUCUGCCAGGAUAUCAGAUGCACUCCCCCGUUUCGUCUCACACUACAGCUCUGGCCAUACACUGGUUCACAACAGCACACCCACAGUCGGUCAGUGGCCUCCGGGAGUUUUCUAACUGUUGAAUCGAUCCGGCUGCUCAUAUUCUUGGUGUCCUUCAGCAACCUUGUGUCUCAUCGUCGGCUGCAAAAAAAAGUGGAUCCUUCGCUGGUGAAUUAGGUGUCGAAUAAAAAGGGCUUGGGCAUUAUCAAAGCUUGGAACUAAACAAACUGUUAUAACAGGAAGCCUAAACAUAUUUUCAGUUCAUUGACUCGAUAAGAGGAGGGUUGGGCAGGGAUGGCGGGUUUUAUUCUGAACUUUUUCUAUGCACAUCAAGACAUCCAGCACGUCAGCAGUGAGAUAAUCAAACCAAAACAACAACAUUAUCAUGUUAUCCAGGCAUCAAAGAUGCUUUUCUGGGAAUACUCAGUGCUUUGAUUGGGGCUGGGCCCGGUGACAGUGAUCUAAUAGAGUUCACAUUUCCGGCUGGAUGGUGGCUUAUUCCUGUCUCUGGAUCUGUUGGUUUUGUUUACAGUCUCCGAAUUUUCUGACUCUUGUCUAUUGACCCACGCUUUGCUUAUGUAAUCAGUUUUAUCUGCAAUACAGCUGCAUGUUUAGCAAUUACUAUCAGCCUGUAUAAUAGAGUGCAACCUUAGCUGAUCAUUCUGAAUGCUGAUGUGUUUACAGUCUAUGCCAUCUAUUCAGUCUCCUGCCAUCCGUGUUUGUUUGUUUGUUUGUUUGUUUGUGAAUACGAUGAUUCAGGGUAUUUUUUGCUCAGUUGCAAGCUCUUGAUUUAAAUAAAACAAAAACCUUUACUGUCACAGAUUUUGACACUUGUCUUCCUCAAUAAAUUGAUAUUAAAGUGGUAAUGAUGCAGGAGAGCAGUGGCGAAUGAGAUGGGAAUUCACUACUGCAGUCCCUGUGCAUUCAAAGUCAAUGUCAAUCACACAGUGUGGCUGCCAUCCUGUGGUGGGUUUGUGUAACUACUUC